CUUGCCGCGGUCCCACGCUGCCCGCAACAGAAACACACAACCACCCGAGUUUAACUUCUCCCGGCUGCUUUUAAACAUGGUGGGGAAGAUUAAACACGUCCGCCAAAAACUGCACCAGGAGGCGGUGAAGCUCGACACGCCGAGCUCACUUAAAACUCCUGCUCCUCCUGCUCCAUUUCCUGCUCCUCCUGCGCCUAUAGCCGCGGAGCUCCACAACACAACACCGAACACCAAGAGUGAAACCUCCAAACACGUCAAACAGGUUCUGGGAGCGGGGAUCUUCCAGUCCGGGAUCUUUGCCGGCACUAACAUCACUCCGGAGGCCUUGGUACAAACGCUCAAGUUUGAGGAUCCUCCAGAUGUUCCAGUACCUGCUAAGAAAGGUAAGACUCUAAGACAUUAGAUUAGGCUCAACCUGUCUGUUAGUGCUCAGUGCAUUGCUGCGAUAAUCAGUUUAAGUCCCGAAAAGCCUAGAAAUGCACAAAAAUCUCCAAUGUCCGACAAUCCUAAAUAGGUCCUGAAAUCUUAGAAAUGUCCUAAAAUCCAUGAAGCGUCCUAAAAACUUAGAAUGUUUCUAAGGUCCUAGAAACAUCCUUAAAUUCAACAUAUGUCCCAAUAUUCCAAAAUGGUCCUAAAAAUAGGUCCUAAAAUCUUAGACAUGUCCUAAAAUACAUGAAGUGUUCUAAAAACUUAGAAUGGUCCUAAGGUCCUAGAAACAUCCUUAAAUUCAACAAAUGUCCCAAUAUCCCAGAAUGGUCCUAAAAACCAAAAAAUGCCCUGAAAUCCUACAAAACG
Molecule: messenger RNA, 795 nt
Organism: Plectropomus leopardus (leopard coralgrouper)
Lineage: Eukaryota; Metazoa; Chordata; Actinopteri; Perciformes; Serranidae
Source: RefSeq, a predicted model, not a curated record